Postia placenta MAD-698-R-SB12 is the source of this 492-nucleotide messenger RNA. RefSeq lists its product as hypothetical. The annotation marks the transcript as partial. The record is from RefSeq and is a predicted model, not a curated record. Lineage: Eukaryota; Fungi; Basidiomycota; Agaricomycetes; Polyporales; Adustoporiaceae. The transcript has 3 exons.
GCUCUGGCGCAGGGUCUGGAGGGAGAUCUCCUCGCGUUUGACUUGGACCGGAAGUCGGGAGCUGGGGGAAACAGGGCGAGAAUGCCACAAGGCGGAUCGAGAUGCGAGGGUGCUGCGGGGGCCGAGGGGGUGUUGAGCCCUUCUGAUUGCCUUGUAGCAAGGGUAAUCCUCCUCGAUCGAUCGGGGUGUCCGAUUUGGGCACGGCUGCUGCUCGCAAUGGUAGAGGACAGUCUCAGGGCCGUCUGGGAUGUAGACGUUGAUGAGAUCCUGAGAGUCGAAUGCGUGGAUCUGGCCUUGACAGGCAGCCACGAUGGAUGGGGAGAGGAUGGGAAGGCCAGCUUAUAUACAGGGGAGGAUAAGGGCAGGCUGUGCGCACUGGUCCAUGCGCAGCUGGUCUGUGCACAGCAUGCCAACGCGGCCCCGGGGGCUGGUGAGUCAGAGCAGCUGUGUCAGUGGAGCCCGAGCUGUGCCGUGCACUGCUGCCCCAUCUAA